Molecule: messenger RNA, 1008 nt
Organism: Fomitopsis serialis
Lineage: Eukaryota; Fungi; Basidiomycota; Agaricomycetes; Polyporales; Fomitopsidaceae
Exons: 5
Coding region: 1-1008 (335 amino acids)
Source: RefSeq, a predicted model, not a curated record
AUGGGGGCGCUCCCUAUAGCAGAAGCGCAGCUGGUUGCGCUCUUCAUGCAGAGUGUGACCUAUGGCGUCCACAUGGUGACGUUCGCUAUCUGCAUAUAUACUUGGUUCAGUCGCUCGAGCAGCUCCUGGACAUCGGCGUCGAGGAUUUGGUUGUCUGUCGCCAUCGCCUUCUUCGUCAUCGGCACUUGCGAUGUCUCCUUCAAUUUGUAUCAUAAUCUCAUGGCGUUCGUCCUCCCUACGGCGUCCUCCGGCGCAAACACUGUUUUUGAUCAAGCGAGCAAUUGGGUCAACGUGAUUCGCAGCGUUUGGUUCUAUAUCGGUGCUUCCCUCUCCGACGCAGCCUUGAUUUACCGGUGCUGGAUGGUGUAUGCCAGUUCACGCCAUCGGGCGAUAGUCGGAAUAGUACCUCUGGUACUCUGGCUCGCAUGCAUAGCCUUCGCGGUAAUGAUUUUAUACAUCUUGGGCACUUUGGAUGCGGAUACCACUAUACCCGAGAUACCACAAUUGCAGCCAUACCUAUACUCGUUCUAUUUGACGACAGUUGUCCUGAAUCUCCUCACAACCGGUCUAAUCAUCUUUAGACUGUGGAGGGCUCAUAAGCGCACUUCAUCGUUCUUCACGCGGAGCUGGCGCGUUCGGAGUCGACUCAGCUUAGCGAAUGUCAUCUUGAUUAUGGUCGAAUCCGCGCUUCUGUACACCACAACCGUCGUGAUCAGCGUCGUCUUGGACCUUGCAAGAUCGAAUAUGUACUACGGUGUCGCUGACAUUGGCCUCGAAGUCGCCGGCAUUUCUUUCGAUAUGAUCAUCAUCCGUAUCUGGACCGGGGUAUCGACGGAGCAGACGCAGGCGUUCGCAGCAACUCUGCCAAACUUAUCGAAGUCGAAAUCGGAACCAGGGGACCAGGUCGUCUCUGUUCACUACGGCUCAAAAGAUCUGAACGCGGCCGAGCUUGUGGUUUCCCGUGUCGAAGUGAUCGAGUGGCAGGGAGCUGAUGAGAACCCUGUCUGA